Molecule: messenger RNA, 2661 nt
Organism: Phytophthora nicotianae INRA-310
Lineage: Eukaryota; Oomycota; Peronosporomycetes; Peronosporales; Peronosporaceae
Exons: 1
Coding region: 150-2585 (811 amino acids)
Molecular function (GO): ATP binding; ATP hydrolysis activity
Source: RefSeq, a predicted model, not a curated record
UCAGCUCGAUCGAGGAGGCUGGCGCUGCACCCGGCGAGACGGUGAAGACGGAGGUGUUCCGCUCGGAGGAAGCCGACGGCAGCAUCGUGACCAAAACGAUUUGUACCACGUUGAAAACAGUGAAAUCUAGUGGGGGUGCGGUGUUGAAAAUGGUGAAGGUUGAGACGACGACUGAGACGGUGUCGGCGGCUGGCAAGAUCAGUACCUCAAUGGUGACGGAGGCCCGGGAGGAGACGGAAGGAACUAGUCUGUUGACGAGCUAUGCGUCUGUUGCGUCUACUUCUGAAUCGAUAGCUGGGGGAGAGGAGGAUAUCACUCGAGAUACUAAGAAGUUUGUGAAGAAGGGCAAGCACAGCAAAAAGGGGAUAACCGAUGCCUCGGUCGUGUUGCAUGGAUCGAUUGAGGCAGAUCAAAGCCAGAGCGUAUGUGCGGCGGCAGCGUGGGGGGAAGAGGUUGGAAGCGUUUCUAUAGUAUCCACGAACCUGAGUACGAGCAUUCAGCCGUUGAAGGUGCAGCGCGGACAAUCGUUCAGAUUGGCAUUCGACGAUCUCAUGUGUGUUGAUCAAGUAAGCGAGAGCUCAAAGGAGCCACGUGACGUUGUAAGAGGUGCUACUGGGUAUGCGGAGUCAGGGACAAUGACUGCGGUAAUUGGGGCGGGCCGAACAGGUAAAGCUGCGUUCCUGGGCGUGUUGGCAGGUGAAGUAGAAGUAAGAAAGGGUACAAUUUUCUACAACGGCAGCGAAGCUAGUGCUCUCGUGAGACGUCGUGCCACAGGCUACUGUUGGUUUGGUGACGAGCACGCUGCUUGGCAUGGGACGACCACGGUGCGUGAAGCUUUGAGUCUGAGUGCCUGUCUGCGUCAAGACGACAGUAUCCCUGAGAAUCGCAAGUUUGAGACGGUCGAGACCUGUCUCGAAUUAUUGGGACUCACUGAGCUGGCUGAUAAGAACAUCGAGGCUUGCUCUGUAGUCGAGACUCGUCUCGUGGCUAUCGGCGUCGAGCUUGCAUUUGCUCCAACUGUACUUCUUCUGGACGAGCCUACAAACGGUCUUAACGAGAAGAAUGCGCUACGCAUUAUCCGUGUGCUGCAGCAAGUGGCACGCACAGGUCGUACAGUGGUGUGCAGUCUUGGUGAUUCGGAGUCUAUGUCGGUGUUGCGCACAUUCGAUCGACUACUGAUGCUAUCAAGCAGUGGUGAGACACUAUUCCAUGGUGAGACUCGUCUGUUAGUUCAGUACUUGGAAGCGCUUCCUGGCGUGAAGAAGAUGAGCAGUAGCAAGAGUAUUACUGCAUGGGCUCUGGAAAGUGUGGGCCAAGGAUCCGUGAUCUCUCACUCAGCUACUUUUACGACAAAGACGACGAUUACAACCGGCAAGGCUCACUCGAACACGAAGAAAAAGCAGAAGAAACAGGCAAGUGCUACCUCGGUGUCGACCAGUUCGAAUACUGUCGACCGUGAGAAGGAGGCUCGGUUUGUUCAGUUGUUCCAGCGCAGUGAGAUCAAGCGAGCAUUGCUGACCCAAAUGCAGCGCGUGGGUUACCUUAAUCCCGGCUCAAACGAUCAGACACCGGCAUUGGUCGUUGCAUAUAAGAGUGGAAACUUGACAGCUUACGCGGCUUCGUGGCGCACGCAGGUGACAUGGCUCGUUCGACGAGUAGUGAUUUCGUAUUGGCGCAGCCUAGCUUCAAUCAUGACUCGCUCAAAGACAGAAGCGACUACGCAGUGGCAACGACUGGGAGCGAUUGGGUUGUUCCUAGUGUCACUCGUGUGGUUCCUCUGGUUCUGCUUUGCGACAAGAAGCACGGAGUAUGACACUUUCGAUGGAAUGAACCAAGGUGCUUCACUUAUUGCUUGGUCGACGCUGGUGACUGGCGCUAGCUUCGCGUUCGGUGCUAUCGCGACUGCUAGUCGUGGAAAUGAGAUCGCGUGCUGGCAACGUGAACAGGCUUGGCAAGCGUAUCCUGCGGUGGUAUACCACGUUUGCUCCUCUUUAGUUGAGCUGCUGUUUGUGCUCGUGAUCACACUUGUGGUCGCAGUGUUCUCUUUCACACUUUUCGGAUUCUGGUCUAUCACUGAAAGCGGCAGUUUCUCGCUCUACUGGCUCACGCUGGCGAUCUUCGCUCUUGGGCAAGCGUAUCUGGGCCAAUGGCUUGUGGGGCUGGCAUCAGGUGGAAGAGUUGCAGCAGCCGCUGGCGCUGGGAUCAAUUUGCUUCCGUUGUUAACGUUCGUUUGGCCCUGGAGGAAGAGCACACUGAGCUACUUGACCUGGUCGCUAUUGCCACAACGCUUUGCGCUUCAGGCUCUCCAAGCACUCGUGUUUGGUACAGCUGACUCGUGCGUUUACGAGAUGGAGAACAGUGAAGCUGAAAGUGUGAGACUUCAAUGUCGAGAACUACGACUGAUCCCAUCGGACGAGCACUUCUAUAGUGAGCACCAACAACUUACGGUGCAUUCAUUCGCAGAGCUCGAAUACGGUGCUGAACGUGGUGUUGUGGCGUUCCGCUUUGUCGAGCUACUAGUCUUCCUUGUGGUCUUCCGGGUCCUUGUGAUCGUGGCCUUGCAGAAGCGUCAAGUCCGAACCUAGUCAGAUUACUGCAUACUAUCUUAGUAGCAUAAUGUGAAAUGAAGGUUGUUUACCUAAAAUCUAAGACACAGUGGCG